Messenger RNA from Octodon degus (degu), 910 nucleotides. RefSeq names its product family with sequence similarity 109 member A (gene Pheta1). Gene Ontology annotation, cellular component: recycling endosome; early endosome; trans-Golgi network. Gene Ontology annotation, biological process: receptor recycling; endosome organization; retrograde transport, endosome to Golgi. The transcript is spliced from 4 exons. Lineage: Eukaryota; Metazoa; Chordata; Mammalia; Rodentia; Octodontidae. The record is from RefSeq and is a predicted model, not a curated record. The coding region runs from base 251 to 910 and encodes 219 amino acids.
GCCUGCUUGCAUCCAGAAGCGCUCUCCGGCGGCUGCGUCAGCCGGGCAGUCCCGGAGACAAAGCGCCGCUGCUCCCGAGCGGUUUGCGGGCCAUGGCCGGGCCGACCCUCGGCCCCACGCCUCUCAUUCGGCCACCGCCCUAGGCCAGCGCGCGAGGUAUUUGUGCGGCACCUCCCACCUGGCAGCCUCUGGGGCUCAGAGGGGACCCCCACCCUCUUGCGGCAGUGGAAAUGACACUGGCCCGGUCACUAUGAAGCUGAACGAGCGCAGCCUGGCUUUCUACGCGACCUGCGACGCGCCAGUGGACCAUGCGGGCUUCCUGCACAAGAAGGGAGGGCGGCACGCGGCCUCGCACCGCCGCUGGUUUGUGCUGCGCGGCAACAUGCUCUUCUACUUCGAGGGCCCGGCCAGCCGCGAGCCGCUGGGCGUCAUCGUGCUGGAGGGCUGCACGGUGGAGCUGGUGGAGGCGGCCGAGGAGUUCGCCUUCGCCGUGCGCUUCACGGGGGCGCACGCGCGCUGCUACGCGCUGGCGGCCGAGAGCCAGGCGGCGCUGGAGGCCUGGGUGAAGGCGCUGUCGCGGGCCAGCUUCCACUACCUGCGCCUGGUGGUGCGCGAGCUGGAGCGGCAGCUGGAGGCGAUGCGCGGCCCGGGAGGUGACAGCCACGGCGCGGUCACGGCCCCGCCCCGGCGGCCCAGGGAGAACGGCUGCUGCUCGGCCGCGUGGAGCACCGAGGCCCCGGGCCUCGACGCCCGGCAGGCCCCCGGACUGGGCGCCCUUCGCCCAGCUGCACGAGUGGUACGGGCAGGAGGUUCGUCUGCUCAGGGUCCUGUGGCUCGGGGGCCAGGCCCAGCCCUGAAGUCACCGCAGCCCCAGCCCCGCGCCGGGCCCGAAGCCCUGCUCCAGGGAUAG